ACGGGCGGCGGGCGCGUGGAGCAGCUGGGCCGCGCCUUCCGGCGCCAGGUGCGGCGGCUGCGGGAGCGCAGCGGGCUGCUGGAGCUGCUCUUCCUGGUGGACGAGUCGUCCAGCGUGGGCGCCGCCAACUUCCAGGCCGAGCUGCGCUUCGUGCGCAAGCUGCUGUCCGCCUUUCCCGUCGUGCCGGCCGCCACGCGCGUCGCCAUCGUGCCCUUCUCGUCCCGCGCCAACGUGGCGGCGCGCGUGGACUACAUCUCCCGCCGCCGGCCGCGCCAGCACAAGUGCGCCCUGCUCGGCCACGAGAUCCCCUCCAUCACCUACCGCGGCGGCGGCACCUACACCAAGGGCGCCUUCCAGCAGGCGGCGCAAAUACUGCGUCAUUCUCGUGGGAAUGCCACAAAGGCAAUCUUCCUCAUUACUGAUGGGUAUUCCAAUGGGGGUGACCCGAGACCAAUCGCAGCAUCCUUGCGUGAACUAGGAGUGGAGAUCUUCACGUUUGGGAUAUGGCAAGGCAACAUCCGAGAGCUGAAUGACAUGGCUUCGUAUCCCAAGGAGGAACACUGCUACUUGCUUCACAGUUUUGCAGAAUUUGAAGCAUUAGCUCGCAGAGCUCUUCAUGAAGAUCUGCCCUCUGGCAGUUACAUUCAAGAAGACAUAUCCCAUUGUUCAUAUCUUUGUGAGGCAAAUGAAAACUGCUGCGAUAUCAUGGCUAGCUGCAAAUGUGGCACUCACACUGGCCAAUUUGAAUGCAUCUGUGAAAAAGGCUACUACGGUAAAGGACUACAGCAUGAAUGUACAGCUUGCCCUUCAGGAACUUACAAGCCAGAAGGCUCACCAGGUGGAAUUAACACUUGCAUCUCAUGCCCUGAUGAGAACCAUACUUCUCUACCAGGAAGUACCUCCAUUGAGGACUGUGUCUGUAGAGAGGGGUAUCGUGCUGCAGGACAAACCUGUGAAGUUGUCCACUGCCCUGAACUGAAGCCCCCUGAAAAUGGCUAUUUUAUCCAGAACGUCUGCAACAACUACUUCAAUGCUGCCUGUGGAAUCCGAUGCAAAGCAGGGUUUGAUCUAGUGGGAAGCAGCAUACGACUUUGUCAGCCAAGUGGCCUGUGGUCUGGUUCAGAAGCCACUUGCAGAGUACAAAAAUGUCCAAAACUUCAUGGGCCUGAUAAUGGACAUAUUAAUUGUUCAUCGAGUGAUAUCUCCUACAAGACUGUGUGUUUUGUGACCUGUAACGAGGGCUUUGAACUGGAAGGAAAUGCCAAACUCACCUGUCAAGGAAACUCUCAGUGGGACUGGAAGGAACCAAAGUGUCUGGAGGUGCACUGCCCUGUUUUCCAGAAACCAAAGGGUGUGAUGGUGCAUCCAUUGAAUUGUGGACGGGAGCCAUCUAAAUAUGGAACCGUGUGCCAAUUGAGCUGUCCUCAUGGCUUUGUCUUGUCUGGAGCUAGAGAACAACUAAGGUGCAUUUCUUCUGGGAGUUGGAGUGAAGAUGUCCAGAAGGCUUUCUGUAAUGAUACUGAAGCUCCUCAAAUCAUAUGUCCAGACAAUAUAGAGGCCACAACUCUGGAACAUCAGAACUCUGCUAAUAUUAGCUGGCAAAUUCCAACAGCCAAGGAUAACUCUGGAGACGAGCUCUCCAUUCAUGUUACUCCGGCCUUUACACCACCAUAUCUUUUCGCAAUUGGAGAGGUUCCUAUCACCUACACAGCAGUCGACAAGUCUGGCAAUGAGGCAAGCUGUACGUUCAUUGUCAAAGUUAUUGAUGUAGAAGCCCCUACACUUGAUAGAUGCAGAUCUCCACCUCCAAUUCAGGUAUCCGCGAAUGAGUACAGAGCAACGUGGGAGGAGCCACAGUUUUCAGACAACUCAGGGGCUGCACUGACUAUCACCAAAAGUCACUCACCUGGAGAUCUCUUUCCCAAAGGAGAAACUACAGUUCAUUACACUGCCACAGACCCAUCAGGAAAUAACAGGACAUGUGAGAUCCACAUUGUCAUCAGAGGUUCUCCCUGUGAAAAUCGUUUCACCCCUGUGAAUGGUCAUUUCACAUGCACAGAAGAUGAAAUAGGUGUUAACUGCAGCUUACAUUGUAUGGAUGGUUACAGCUUUGCAGAAGGGGCAGCUGAAAAGUACCAUUGUGCUUAUAAGGAUGGGAUCUGGAAGCCACCAUAUUCUACUGAAUGGCCAGACUGUUCUUUAAAUCGUUUUGCCAAUCAUGGAUUCAAAUCCUUUGAGAUGCUGUACAAAGCAACCCGAUGUGAUGACAACAACCUUCUAGAUAGCUUUGCUGAGGCUUUCCAGAGUGCACUUGGUAAAAUGGUCCCAUCAUUCUGUAAUGAUGUCGAUGACAUUGACUGCAGGUUGGAGGAUUUGCUACAAAAACAUUGCUUAGAAUAUAAUUAUGAUUACGAAAAUGGAUUUGCAAUUGGACCUGGUGGCUGGGGCACAGCAAACCAUCUGGAUUAUGCCUAUGAUGACUUCCGUGAUGUAACACAGGAAGAACCACUACACAACCAACGCUCUGAUACUGUGAAAUCGAGACCUUCCCGGGUCAAAAGACACAAAAAACUCAACAUUCCAAUGACAGACCAUAAAAUUAAGUUAAUAUUUAACAUUACUGCUAGUGUGCCAUUGCCUGAUGAAAGGAACGAUACCCUGGAAUGGGAAAACCAGCAACGACUUCUUAAAACUCUAGAGACUAUCACAAACAGGCUGAAAAGGACUCUCAGUAAGGAACCCAUGUAUUCUUUUCAGUUUGCAUCUGAACUGGUUGUUGCUGACAGCAACUCUCUGGAAACGGAGAAAGCCUUUCUCUUCUGCAGACCAGGUUCAGUGCUGAGAGGUCGAAUGUGUGUUAACUGUCCUCUGGGCACCUAUUACUCGCUGGAGCAUCAUACCUGUGAAAGCUGCUGGACUGGGUCAUAUCAGGAUGAGGAAGGGCAGUUGGAAUGCAAAAGUUGUCCAUCUGGUAGCUACACUGAAUACCUUCAUUCCAGGAGUAUCUCUGAAUGUAAAGCUCAGUGCAAGCAGGGAACCUACUCUCCUAAUGGUCUUGAGACCUGUGAAUCGUGUCCUUUUGGCACAUAUCAGCCAGUAGUUGGAUCUAAGAACUGUCUGUCUUGCCCAGAAAACAUGUCGACCGUAAAAAGAGGAGCUGUGGAUGUCUUAGCCUGUGGAGUACCUUGUCCAGCAGGAGAAUUCUCUCGCAGCGGUUUACUUCCUUGCCACCCCUGCCCCAGAGACUAUUACCAGCCAGACCCAGGGAAGUCCUACUGCUUGUCUUGUCCCUUUUAUGGAACAACUACCAUCAUAGGUGCCAGAUCUAUCACAGACUGUUCAAGUUUUGGCUCUACCUUCUCAGCAGCUGAGGAGAGUGUAAUGGUACCUGUCCCUCCAGAAAAUAUCAGCAAACAGUAUAAAGUCAGCAGUCAGGUUUUUCAUGAGUGUUUCCUGGAACCAUGCCAUAAUAAUGGAACUUGUAAACAGCUUGGAAGUGGUUACAUCUGCAUCUGUCCCCCCGGAUAUACAGGCUUAAAAUGUGAACUAGAGAUUGAUGAGUGCAAAUCCUUUCCCUGCCUCAACAACGGAGUUUGCAAAGAUGGCAUUGCAGCCUUCAUUUGCCAAUGCCAGCCAGGCUACACAGGGUCACUGUGUGAAGAAGAUGUGAACGAAUGCAGCUCCAACCCAUGCCAGAACGGAGCACUUUGUGUUGAUGACAUCAGUGCUUAUCGCUGCACAUGUACAAAAGGAUACACAGGUUCUCACUGUGAAACAGAAGUGAACGAAUGCCUUUCAAACCCAUGUCGUAACAAAGCUAUUUGUGAAGAUAGGAUCGGGAGUUUUCAUUGCAAGUGCCCUUCUGGGUUUACCGGUGCCUUGUGUGAAAAAAACAUUGAUGAGUGUCUCAGCAGACCGUGUAAGAAUGGGGCUACAUGCAAAGAUGAUAUCAACAGCUUCAGGUGUCUGUGUGUGACGGGGUACAUGGGACAGCAUUGUGAAGUGAACAUCAAUGAGUGUGAAUCCAACCCCUGCUUAAACCAAGCAACCUGUGUGGAUGCCUUGAACUCGUACGUUUGUAAAUGUCCCCCUGGCUUUACAGGCAGCAGGUGUGAAACAGAACAGUCCUCUGGUUUUAAUCUGGAUUUUGAAGUUUCUGGUAUCUAUGGGUAUGUCAUACUUGACAAUACUUUCCCAUCACUUGGUAAUAUCACCUGUGCCUUCUGGAUGAGAUCCACUGACACUACUAAUUAUGGGACUCCAAUUUCUUAUGCGGUAGAUAAUGGAAGUGACAACGCAUUUCUGUUAACAGAUUACAAUGGGUGGGUUCUUUAUGUGAAUGGGAAGGAAAAGAUCACAGAUUGCCCUUCUAUGAAUGAUGGCAAGUGGCAUCACAUUGCAAUCACCUGGACUUGCACAGAUGGAGCCUGGAAAGUGUAUAUUGAUGGGAAGUUAUCUGAUGGAGGCAGUGGUCUCUCAGUUGGUUCAAAAAUCCCUGGUGGUGGUGCACUUGUGCUUGGCCAGGAUCAAGACCAGAGAGGAGAAGGAUUUAAUCCAGCUGAGUCUUUUGUGGGCUCUAUUAGCCAGCUCAACAUCUGGGACCAUGUCCUCUCCCCAGAGCAGGUAAAAUCCCUGGCUACUUCCUGUCCAGAGGAACUCCAAAAAGGAAAUGUAUUUGCUUGGCCUGACUUCCUGCCUGGGGUUGUUGGAAGAGUGAAGAUAGAUUACAACAGUAUAUUUUGUGCUGAUUGCCCAUCCUUAGAAGGAUCCAUACCUCAUCUGCGGACCUUAUCGACUGAUUUAAAGCCAGGGUCAAAAGUGAGCCUUUUCUGUGACCCAGGCUUCCAGAUAGUAGGGAACUCUGUCCAGCACUGUCUAAAUUUGGGACAAUGGACUCGACCUCUUCCACGCUGUGAAAGGAUCAGCUGUGGAGUGCCUCCACCUUUAGAACAUGGAUUUUAUUCCUCUGAGGACUUCUUUGCUGGCAGCACGGUUACCUACCAGUGCAAUAAUGGGUAUUAUUUACUAGGAGAUUCCAGGAUGUUCUGCACUGACAGUGGAAGUUGGAAUGGCAUUUCGCCGUCUUGUCUUGAUGUCGAUGAAUGUGCUGUUGGCUCAGACUGUGAUGAGCAUGCUUCUUGCCUUAAUACAAAUGGCUCCUAUGUAUGUACUUGCAUCCCUCCCUAUACAGGAGAUGGUAAAAAGUGCAAAGAGCCAGUAAAAUGCAAGAAUCCAGAAAAUCCCAAAAAUGGUCAUUCUUAUGGAGAAGAUUACAGUGUUGGGGGUGAAGUUACUUUCUCCUGUGAGGAAGGUUUCCAACUGAGAGGACUAAGUAGAGUCAGGUGUUUGGCAACUGGAGUGUGGAGCCACAUGAUACCCUAUUGUGAAGCCAUAUCCUGUGGGAGGCCCAUUAUUCCAAAGAAUGGUGCUAUUGAGGGCUCAAAUUUUACUUAUGGCAGUAAAGUUCUAUACAGAUGUAAUGUAGGAUAUAAUCUAGUGGGUGAAAAAGAAACAUUGUGCCUGGCUCAUGGUGCUUGGAGUCGUUCUUCUCCCUCUUGUAAAAUAGUAACAUGUCCCAGUCCACAGGACAUAAACAAUGGAAAAUAUGUGCUGGCUGGCACAACAUACCUUUCUACUGCAUCCUACACAUGUCACAGUGGAUACAGUCUGCAGGGUCCCUCAGUACUUGUGUGUGAAGCUUCAGGUCACUGGAACAGCAAACCUCCCACCUGCAAUAUCAUCUCUUGUGGCUCCCCUCCUCCCAUUAAAGAUGCCACCAUCAAUGGGAAUAACUUCACUUUUGGCAACAGAGUCACAUAUACGUGUAAGGAAGGUUACACGUUAAUUGGCCCUGAAACUGUAGAAUGUUUACCCAGCGGUGAGUGGAACAUGAGUCACCAACAGUGUUUGGCUGUUUCCUGUGAUGAACCUCCCCAUGUGGAACACGCUUCACCGGAAAGUGCUCAUCGGUUGUUUGGAGAUAUUGCUUAUUACUACUGUGCAGAUGGCUACAGCUUGGCAGCCAAUUCCCAGCUGCUUUGCAAUGCACAGGGGAAGUGGGUGCCACCUGAUGGCAUGGAGAUGCCUCACUGCAUAGCUGAUUUUUGUGAGAAGCCACCUGCAGUGUCAUAUAGCAUCCUGGAAUCCAUUAACAAAGCAAAAUUUGCUGCUGGCUCAGUCGUGAGCUUCAAAUGCAUGGAAGGCUUUGUCUUAAACACUUCUGCCAAGAUCGAGUGCAUUCGAGGUGGCCAGUGGAAUCCUUCUCCUUUGAGUAUCCAGUGCAUCCCGGUUCGCUGUGGAGAACCACCAAGCAUUAGCAAUGGCUACGCCAGUGGAACCAACUACAGUUUUGGGGCAGUAGUGGCUUACAGCUGCAACAAAGGAUUUUAUAUCAAAGGAGAGAAGAAAAGGACAUGUGAAGCCACAGGCAGCUGGAGCGGCAGCUUGCCCACCUGCCACCCGGUAUCUUGUGGAGAACCACCCAACCUUGAAAACGGAUUUAUUAAGGACACAACUGGACAUGUCUUUGAAAAUCAAGUGAAUUUUCAGUGCCAUGCUGGCUACAAGUUAGUUGGAAGCUCAGUGGCCGUCUGCCAAGCCAAUCGCCAGUGGUACAGUGAAUCACUUCCUUCCUGUGUUACUCUUAGUUGUGGGAAACCCCCACCGAUCCAGCAUGGACACACCAAGGGAGAAAGUUUUGAUGUGGGAUCCAAGGUUGAGUUUUUCUGUGAUGAAGGGUACAAGCUGUCUGGAGAUACCUCCUGGACGUGCCAGAAAUCUGGGAAAUGGAGCAAAAAGCAAAACCCAAAGUGCAUGUUGGCAAAGUGUCCAGAACCACCAUUGCUUGAAAACCAGCUGGUCUUGAAAGAGAUGGUUAACCAAAUAGGGGUUGUACAGUUUUCCUGUAGGGAGGGCUAUGAAUUGCAUGGUGCCUCUGUGCUGAAAUGUUUGCAGUCACAACAAUGGAAUGAUUCUUUUCCUGUCUGCAAAGUUGUGCUAUGCCGUAGGCCUCCAUACAUUCCCUUUGGUGAACCUUUGGCAUCGCCUCUUCAUUUUGGUAGCACUGUGAAGUAUGUCUGCACAGACGGCUUUUUAUUGAAGGGGGAAGCUACAGUCAGAUGCCAAGCUAAUGGCUCCUGGAGCAUGCCAUUCCCAGAAUGUAUCCCAGUGGAAUGCCCCCAACCUGAAGAAAUCCAGAAUGGCAUAGUGGAUGUGCAGGGUCUUACAUAUCUUAGUACAGCACUGUAUACUUGUAAACCAGGCUUUGAACUACUGGGAAAUACAACUAUUCUCUGUGGAGAAGAUGGUCGUUGGUUAGGUGGAAAGCCUUCUUGCAACCCUAUUGAAUGCCCAGCACCUAAGGAGAUAGUCAAUGGCAAGUAUUCACACACAAACUUUCAUUAUGGGGAAACUGUUACAUACUCGUGUGACAGAGGAUUUCAGCUUAAAGGGCCGAAUGUACUACACUGCUUAGAGACAGGAGAGUGGGAUGCUGACAUUCCUUCUUGUAAAGCUAUAAACUGCCAUCCUCCUCAGCCCAUUGAGAAUGGCUUUGUGGAAGGUGCAGAUUACAGCUAUGGUGCCAUGGUAAUCUAUAGCUGCAUCCCAGGAUUCCAGCUGGCUGGUCUCGCCAUGCAGACCUGUGAAGAGACAGGAUGGUCUAGCUUUACUCCAGCAUGCCUGCCAACAGACUGCGGCCUACCUCCCCACAUUGACUUUGGGGAAUAUGCACAGAUUAGAAGUAAGGAGAGACAUUUUAACCAAGAAGACAUGCUCCUUACUGAGAGCCCUCCUCUGGCCCACACAUUAGCUGCAGGUGCCUGGAAGGAUAGAAGAAUGUCUCAGAAGGAAAGUAAUUCAGUACAGUCAUCAAACUUUUUAUAUGGAACCAUGAUUUUGUACACGUGCUACUCUGGUUAUGAGCUGUUGGGAAACUCCCUUCUCACUUGCCAGGAGGAUGGGACCUGGAAUGGAACUGCCCCGGUGUGCAUAUCCAUAGAGUGCCACUUGCUGUUCCCUCCAGAGAAUGGCUUUUUGCAUUUUACAGAGAAUACACUCGGUAGCACAGUGCACUAUACCUGUAACCCAGGGUAUAAACUUAUUGGUUCCAACACAAGGCUGUGUUUGCCUAAUAGACGGUGGAGUAGUGCUGCUCCAUUUUGUGAAGCAAUAUCAUGUAGCAUGCCUAAAAAACUCAUGAAUGGAAGUAUAAAAGGAGAGAAUUACACUUAUGGGCACACCGUCCAUUAUGAAUGCAAUUCUGGAUACCAGUUAAUUGGCUCAGCUAAUAGAACAUGCCAGGAAAACCAGACAUGGGAUGGGAAUGAGCCCAUUUGUGUUCCCAUUUCCUGUGGCCAGCCACCAGCUAUAGAGAAUGGCAGAGUGACUGGAGAAGAAUACACAUUUCAAAAGCAAACUGAGUACCUGUGUCACAAAGGGUUCCUGCUGGAUGGGGACAGAAGUAGAGUUUGCCUUGCAAAUGGUAGCUGGAGUGGAAUUGCUCCAGUUUGUAAAGCCAUCAGGUGUGCAGUGCCUCCACCUCUUCCCAAUGGGACAAUUACUGGAUCAGAAUAUGCCUUUGGAAAGGAGGUUCAUUAUCACUGCAAUGAAGGCUACAUAUUGCAUGGAGCAUCCAUCUUCACGUGUCAACUGGAUGGCACCUGGGAUGGAGAGGCUCCAUUCUGUGAGCCAGUCAACUGCGGCCCUCCAGAGGACCUCUCUCAUGGCUUUCUGAAUGGGUCAGACUUUAGCUACGGGGAAUUCAUACAGUAUGUGUGUUUUAAAGGUUACCAGUUACAUGGAGAUUCACAGCGGCAGUGUUUGUCCAAUGGCUCUUGGAGCGGGAGCCUCCCUUCUUGCCAGCUCUGUACAUGCCCAGUGCCACAGAUCCAGAACGGGAUUGUUAUUGGGAAAGACUUCAGCUGUGGGAAAAGUGCACAGUUCCAGUGCCUGGAGGGCUUCAAGCUGCUUGGGCCUUCUGAGAUCUCCUGCAAGGCAGCUGACAAAUGGAGCUCGGGUUUUCCACGCUGUGGGCAGAUCACAUGUGGCUCCCCACCCACCAUCCCCAAUGCUUACAUCAAUGGGAGCAGCUCUACACAUGAGAACACAGUCACCUAUAACUGUGUACCUGGCUUUGCCAUGCAAGGGAAUCCAGAGCUGACUUGUACAGAAGAGGGUGUUUGGAGACAGCCGCAUCCUCAGUGUGAACUACUGACAUGUGGACCCCCACCAUCCAUUCCAAAUGCUGUACCUGUCGGAGAGGCACGCACCUAUGGAAGCGAAGUCCGAUACAGGUGCCUAGAGGGCUACGUGAUGGAGACAGAAGCAGAUAUGUGCGUUUGUCAGGAGGAUGGACAGUGGUCUCCUACAAGUAUUUCCUGUUUCCUCAAAAAAUGCCCCGUGCCAACAAAUCUAACCAAUGUAAUUGUUUCUGGUGAUGAAUUGACUGUGAAUAAGAGUGUAACAUUGUCAUGUGCAGAAGGCUACACUUUGAUGGGGGCAAGCACAUCAGUGUGCCAGGACGAUGGCAGCUGGGUGCCACUGUUUUCAGAUGAGAUCUGUGUCCCUGUGUCUUGUGGGAAACCAGAAACUCCAGAACAUGGGGCUGUGCUUGGAACAGGAUACAGCUACAGAGAUGCAGUCCAUUACAAAUGUAAUGCUGGCUAUGAACUACAGGGUGACAUUGAACGGAUCUGCCAAGGAAACAAGCUGUGGAGUGGAGCAGCACCUAUGUGCAGAAAGAUAUCCUGUGGACCACCAGAACCGAUUGAGAACGGAUUCAUUCAAGGGAAGGCAUUCCUAUUUGAAGACAACGUUGUCUAUGGCUGUAAUCCAGGCUUUGAACUGCAGGGACCAACCCGAAGGAUUUGCCAUGUUAACAAAAAGUGGAAUCCCCCUGCCCCUUCGUGUGUGAGGAUAACUUGUGAGCCACAUCCAUCUGUAGAAAAUGCAUUGUCUGUCUCCUUGGGAAAUGUAUACAGAAGUAACGUGACUUUUAUGUGCAAUUUUGGAUACCAUCUAGUUGGGCCUCAGAAUAUCACAUGCCUUGCCAAUGGAACAUGGAGUAAACCACUCCCAUCUUGUGAAGAAACCAGAUGUGAAGCACCAGUUUCCUUGGCAAAUGGGAAGGCCUUGUAUGAAAACAAUACUGUGGGCAGCACAGUGGCUUAUCACUGCAACAGAGGAUUCAGCUUGGAAGGGGAGCCAAGGGCAGAGUGCACAGGGGGUGGAAGUUGGAGUCAUCCCAUACCUCUGUGCAAACCAAAUCCUUGCCCUGUACCUUUCAUAAUCCCUGAGAAUGCCCUCCUGUCUGAGGUGGAUUUUUACGUUGGUCAGAAAGUAUCUAUCAGAUGCAGGGAGGGCUACCAACUUAGAGGACAAGCUGUGAUCACCUGUAACCCAGAUGAGACCUGGACACCAACAAAAGCUAAAUGUGAAAGGAUUUCUUGUGGCCCCCCUGCUCACAUAGAAAAUGCACUGGCACGUGGGACUUUUUAUCAGUAUGGAGACAUGAUCACCUACUCAUGCUACAGUGGCUAUAUGCUGGAGGGGUCGCUGAGGAGUGUUUGUUUAGAAAAUGGAACCUGGACAACACCACCUGCUUGCAAAGCUGUUUGUCGAUUCCCCUGUCAGAAUGGUGGAGUUUGCGAACGACCAAAUGCAUGCUCUUGUCCAGAAGGCUGGAUGGGACGUCUGUGUGAAGAACCAAUAUGCAUCCUGCCCUGUCUGAAUGGAGGUCACUGCAUGGCCCCUUAUCAGUGCGAUUGCCCAACUGGAUGGACCGGAUCACGCUGUCACACAGCUGUUUGCCAGAAUCCAUGUUUGAAUGGUGGGAAAUGUAUACGACCAAAUCGGUGCCAUUGUCCCUCAUCCUGGACUGGACAUGACUGCUCCAGGAAAAGAAAAGCUGGAUUCUAUUCCUUUUAACAGCAGAGCAGCUGAUUUACAUGAAGAAAAUGUCUUCACCAGAGCCACUAGACCUUGGAACACAAUGCAUUGUAAAUCAAAUUCAGUGCUUCCUUUCUCUCCCCGUUUUAUAUUUUAUUUUUUCAUAUCCAAAAGUAUGUAAACUAUAUGCUGCUACACACACAUAAAGCCCCACCCCCAGUAAGUACAGCAUCUUCUGUCCACUGCAGAAGUGGCUUGUGUACAAUUUGUGCAUCCCAAUUUCUUGAAUACAAAUUGUUAAUCAAAAUACACUUUACUUCUAAUCAAGAG
Gavialis gangeticus (Gharial) is the source of this 11217-nucleotide messenger RNA. It is a transcript of the gene SVEP1, whose product is annotated as sushi, von Willebrand factor type A, EGF and pentraxin domain containing 1. Gene Ontology annotation, molecular function: calcium ion binding. The record is from RefSeq and is a predicted model, not a curated record. The transcript has 50 exons. NCBI's taxonomy places the organism in Eukaryota, Metazoa, Chordata, Crocodylia, Gavialidae. The annotation marks the transcript as partial. Gene Ontology annotation, biological process: negative regulation of complement activation, classical pathway.